CUUUGAAUGUCGACUUCCUUCGUAUUAAACAGAAGAAGAAAGCCGGAUGCUACUGGUGCGCAUGGCGCUUUUUGAAUAAUAAUUUCUCCUCUGAUUAUAAAUACAACGUUCGUUUUGAAAUUAAUAAUUACGUGCUUCAUAAAGACAGGGUACAGUUCUCUACGACAUGGAGGCUGAUUUGUAUGACGAGUUUGGAAACUACAUAGGUCCAGAGCUGGACUCAGAUGAUGAUGAAGAUGAUCUGGAUGCAGAGGACAGAGAUGUGGACGAGGGCGAUGAAGAUGACGAUGAUGAGCCCGGGGAUGCUGAUGAUGAUGUCCCUGGCAUGGAGGUGGUCCUGCAUGAGGACAAGAAGUACUAUCCAACAGCAGAAGAGGUUUAUGGGCCUGAAGUGGAAACUAUUGUACAGGAGGAAGAUACUCAACCACUUACAGAGCCGAUCAUCAAGCCUGUGAAGAACAAGCAGUUCACCCUGAUGGAACAGGAGUUACCCGCCACUGUUUAUGAUAUGGAAUUUCUUGCAGAUCUGAUGGACGGGCCAGAGCUGAUACGUAACGUCACCCUCUGCGGUCACCUUCACCACGGCAAGACCUGUUUUGUGGAUUGCCUGAUUGAACAGACACACCCAGAAAUCAGGAAGAGAGAUGAUGUGGAUCUCCGGUACACAGACAUCCUCUUUACAGAACAAGAGAGAGGAGUUGGCAUCAAAAGUACCCCCGUCACAAUGGUCCUGCCCGACUCCAGAGGAAAAUCCUACCUUUUCAACAUAAUGGACACACCAGGCCACGUGAAUUUCUCUGACGAGGUCACGUCAAGCAUCCGCCUCUCAGAUGGUGUUGUCCUCUUCAUAGAUGCAGCAGAAGGAGUGAUGCUGAACACAGAGCGUCUGAUCAAGCAUGCAGUUCAGGAGCGAAUGGCGAUCACCAUCUGCAUCAACAAAGUUGAUCGUCUCAUUUUGGAGCUCAAACUGCCGCCCACAGAUGCUUACUAUAAACUUCGCCACAUUGUAGACGAGGUCAAUGGUUUGCUCAGCACAUAUUCCACAGAUGAGAACUUGGUGGUGUCGCCUCUCCUUGGAAAUGUCUGCUUCGCCAGUUCUCAGUACAGCAUCUGUUUUACCUUGGGAUCCUUUGCGAAGAUCUACUCAGACACCUACGGUGACAUUAACUAUAAUGAGUUUGCCAAGAGGCUGUGGGGGGACAUUUAUUUCAACCCCAAAACUCGCAAAUUCACAAAAAAAGCUCCCAGUAGUAACUCCCAGCGCAGCUUUGUGGAAUUUGUCCUGGAGCCUCUCUACAAGAUCCUCUCACAGGUGGUUGGGGAUGUGGACACGUCUCUCCCUCGAGUUUUGGAUGAGCUGGGUAUCCACCUGACUAAGGAGGAACUGAAGCUGAACAUUAGACCCCUGCUGAGGCUGGUGUGUAAUCGCUUCUUUGGAGAGUUCACUGGCUUUGUCGACAUGUGCGUGCAACACAUUCCUUCACCACAAGAGGGUGCUAGGAACAAGAUAGACCACACGUACACUGGAGGUCUCGACUCAGACUUGGGGGAAAUCAUGGCAGAAUGUGAUCCUGAUGGUCCGUUGAUGUGCCACACCACUAAGAUGUACAGCACAGAGGAUGGUGUUCAGUUCCACGCUUUCGGCCGGGUGCUCAGUGGGACCAUUCAGGCAGGUCAGCCUGUCAAGGUCUUGGGGGAGAACUACACACUUGAAGAUGAGGAGGACUCUCAGGUCUGCACUGUGGGGCGUCUCUGGAUUUCUGUGGCCAGAUAUCAGAUCGAAGUGAAUCGAGUGCCUGCCGGCAACUGGGUUCUCAUUGAGGGCUGUGACCAGCCAAUUGUCAAAACUGCCACAAUCACAGAGCCCAGAGGGAACGAAGAGGCUCAGAUUUUCAGGCCGUUGAAGUUCAACACAGCAUCAGUCAUCAAGAUUGCAGUUGAGCCUGUGAAUCCAUCAGAGCUGCCAAAAAUGCUGGACGGACUGAGGAAGGUCAAUAAGAGCUACCCCUCUCUCACCACAAAGGUGGAGGAGUCUGGAGAGCAUGUUAUCUUGGGGACAGGAGAGCUUUACUUGGACUGUGUCAUGCACGACUUGAGGAAGAUGUACUCUGAAAUCGACAUUAAAGUUGCUGACCCAGUGGUGACUUUCUGUGAAACAGUUGUGGAGACGUCAUCCCUGAAGUGCUUUGCUGAGACGCCCAAUAAAAAGAAUAAGAUCACCAUGAUUGCUGAGCCCUUGGAGAAGGGGCUGGCUGAGGACAUCGAGAACGAAGUAGUGCAGAUCUCUUGGAACAGGAAGAAGCUGGGAGAGUUUUUCCAGACCAAGUACGACUGGGAUCUGCUGGCUGCCAGAUCUAUUUGGGCCUUUGGACCAGACACUACAGGACCAAACAUUCUUGUAGAUGACACGCUGCCUUCUGAGGUGGACAAAGCACUGCUUGGUUCAGUCAAAGACAGUAUUGUGCAGGGCUUCCAGUGGGGCACCAGGGAAGGACCUCUGUGUGAUGAACCCAUCAGAAAUGUCAAGUUUAAGAUCCUGGACGCAGUCAUCGCACAGGAGCCUCUCCACAGAGGAGGAGGCCAGGUCAUCCCUACAGCAAGGAGAGUGGUGUACUCUGCUUUUCUCAUGGCCACGCCGAGGUUGAUGGAGCCAUAUUAUUUUGUAGAGGUGCAGGCUCCAGCUGAUUGUGUUUCUGCGGUCUACACAGUGCUGGCUCGCAGGAGGGGACACGUCACCCAAGAUGCCCCAAUUCCAGGCUCUCCUCUCUACACUAUUAAGGCUUUCAUCCCAGCCAUCGACUCCUUUGGCUUUGAGACAGACCUUCGCACACACACACAGGGUCAGGCCUUUGCUCUGUCUGUGUUUCACCACUGGCAGAUCGUGCCUGGUGACCCACUGGACAAGAGCAUUGUGAUCAGGCCUCUCGAGCCUCAGCCUGCCCCCCAUCUAGCCAGAGAGUUCAUGAUCAAGACUCGAAGACGCAAAGGUCUGAGCGAAGAUGUGAGCAUCAGCAAGUUCUUCGAUGAUCCUAUGUUGUUGGAGUUGGCAAAACAAGACGUGGUGCUCAACUAUCCCAUGUGAGAUUGCAACAGUCACUGCAAACUGCAGCCAACACCGAGACCUCCGCUGCUCAAUCAGCAGCAAAUCCUGUUUUCUUUUUUCAGAAGAUAUGGGGUAUAAUCUUUCUACAUCUUACCCAUUACAGAGCAGCUGUAGUUGUCAAACAUUGCAGAAGUUUGUUGCUUCACGUGUCUCUUGUAUUCUUAUUUUUGAUAUGUAUAAACUGUCAUUGUUUUUGUAGGAAAAAAAAAAGACUUUGGAUGUUUGAUCUGACAUAUGUCUGAAUAAAAGAUGUUUGUAAUUCA
This is a messenger RNA of Archocentrus centrarchus (flier cichlid), 3366 nucleotides long. It is a transcript of the gene eftud2, whose product is annotated as elongation factor Tu GTP binding domain containing 2. Bases 167 to 3082 code for a protein of 971 amino acids. The record is from RefSeq and is a predicted model, not a curated record. Gene Ontology annotation, cellular component: U2-type catalytic step 2 spliceosome; U4/U6 x U5 tri-snRNP complex; cytosol. Gene Ontology annotation, molecular function: U5 snRNA binding; GTP binding; GTPase activity. Gene Ontology annotation, biological process: mRNA splicing, via spliceosome. The transcript has 28 exons. Lineage: Eukaryota; Metazoa; Chordata; Actinopteri; Cichliformes; Cichlidae.